Messenger RNA from Zychaea mexicana, 2008 nucleotides. Its product is annotated as heterokaryon incompatibility protein-domain-containing protein. Lineage: Eukaryota; Fungi; Mucoromycota; Mucoromycetes; Mucorales; Lichtheimiaceae. The transcript has 2 exons. The record is from RefSeq and is a predicted model, not a curated record. Bases 194 to 1834 code for a protein of 546 amino acids.
CAACUUUCUUCUCGUACUUUCGUUUUUUCUAAGCAUUAACGUAUAUUAUAUUUUUAAUACGGAUUUUCAAAACUGUAAAACCAUCACAUACUUUACAACGAAAAAUUCGGUCCAUCUCUGUAUAUACUGCUUCGUACGUACAGUAUCUUUUGAACUGGGAUAGUAACCGACAAAAACAAUAUCGAGUGCAUAAAUGUACAUCAAAUACUGUCGUGAUCAAAGGGAAGCCGACCCAGUGAACACCACGCACUAUAGGCUUAAUGCGACGGGCGGAAACUAUCGGCCUACGUAUCUUAUUCGAACUGCGGAUUGGAAAAGGGUACCGGGCGCAGAAGCAAAAAAUGGCUACUGUACACUAUCGUAUUGCUGGGAGCAAUCGGGAAGAAUCGUUCGAAAAGCCAAUGGCGAAUAUGAGUGCAUCGACAACGGCUUUCAUCAAAUUGUCCAAACAGUCAGAAAGCACAGCAGUACAGGUUUUUGGUGUCGCAAAAAGAAGGUUAUCAAGCAGGUCACAUACGAAUGCCUCUUGCAGCAGCUGUGCAAAGAUUUCCAGAUCGACUAUCUGUGGUACGACAAAAUUUGUAUCGACCAAUCAAACAAGCAAGCCAAAUACAAGGAGCUCAAGCAAAUGUACCUUAUCUACGGCAACGCGCGCUACACCGUUGCCUUGGUGCCUGAAAUGAAGAUCCACCAUCUGCGUGACUUUAAGAAUGAUUCCAAUGUCGUUGCAGGCACAAAUGCCAGGGACUGGGCUCUGGAUGACAUUUGCUACUCGCUCUGGUUUAAGCGCAGCUGGACUCUAGAAGAAGUCAUGAUGUCAAGACGGAUCCUGGUGGUAGGAACUGACGUGACAUUUUGGCAGCACAGUCUCUAUAGCAAGAUUCCAACCACGUACGACAUUUUAUCCGGUGAUUUGCUCGAUUUUAACAAUAGAAAGCACAAGAGCGCCAACCAGGCUCUUAGUGAGGCGCAUUUUCGAACCAGCACCAGGCAACAUGAUAAGGUGUUCGUACUAGCCAAUAUUUUUCCGGACAUGUUUGAUCGGAUGGAGAUUAGUUAUGACAUCGACCCGCAGACCAUGUUCCACACGUUUUAUCAAAACAUUAUAGCAAGCGACCUUUCGCUUUUAUGUUUUGGCUCGAUCCUAGACGUGUCCAAAACACCCACCAACAAGAGUACCAUGCUUGACCAUAAUUUACCCUCCUGGACUGGCAUCGGUGGAUUACAUGUUCCUUACCAUAUGACCACCGCUACAUCAUUCCAAGCGCCUUACAUGGUCGACGAUAAUAUGCAUUUGCAUAUUGUGUCUACAUACUGUACAUUGCCUAUCGAGCAGUACGACAACUCGUCCGACCCUGAUGAAAUUGAUGCUCAGAUGGAUGCCGUUCAUGACGCUUUAUUUAAGGGACAAGCUGUUGAUCGAAACAAAGCAGACGAGGACACAAUUUUACUCGAAAUGCGCUGCGAUAUGGAUGCUUUUGCUAAUUGCCAGGCCACUCACUACCAUCGAGGAAACCCCUUUGCGAAUUCCAGGCCGCUCUCGCUUACCGUAGAGGACUGCAAAGAAUGUAUCAUUUUACCCAUACUGUUUACUAACAAAUACGCAAUUAUUCGUGCCCAUGAUGGAGCGAUACGUACGGCUAGAGUGACAGGGUACAAAUAUUCGUACUUUAUGCCGGUUUUUAAAAAAUGCUCAGGAAGAUCUGGUCACUACAAAGGGAUUGGCAUUUAUUUCUAUGGUGAGCGGCCGGAUUACGAUGAUCCCAACGUGAUCUUGGAAGCCAUUGUUAAAGAUAUGGUAUCCUAUGGGUCUGAAGAAUUCAUCAUCGAAUAAAUUGAUUAUGUAAACGAUUAUUGUGCAAUCGCCACUUGUUCUUGUGAAUUUAUAGUGUACAUAUUCACUUUAUUGUAAACUGCCCAAUAGAUUCCUAAAGGCAUUUAUCACACAAUAAAAGACUUGAUGUGUGUGUAUGUAGGGCUAAUGGUAGGAGUAUCACUCUAAGUAGGG